Dioscorea cayenensis subsp. rotundata (Guinea yam) is the source of this 1699-nucleotide messenger RNA. Its product is annotated as probable serine/threonine-protein kinase PBL21. Bases 95 to 1564 code for a protein of 489 amino acids. Gene Ontology annotation, biological process: protein phosphorylation. The record is from RefSeq and is a predicted model, not a curated record. Gene Ontology annotation, molecular function: ATP binding; protein kinase activity. Lineage: Eukaryota; Viridiplantae; Streptophyta; Magnoliopsida; Dioscoreales; Dioscoreaceae. The transcript is spliced from 6 exons.
UACUUUCCUUUCAUUACUACCUACAACUAUAUUAUAUAUAAUACAAAGCAAAGCAAAGCAAAGCAACAAAGGUAGCAUCUUUCUCUUGCCAUCGAUGGGAUGCAUCAUGAGCUCAAGCACGCUCGAAGCUCAUGGAGGAGCAGGGAAUCUUGGCACCAUCCAAGCUUCCCCACAUGGAGACGAAGCCGAAUGUAGGAGAAGAAUGGCGUGGAGUCUUGCCCUCUUGUCCUCGUCUGCUACCGCUGUGCGGCGGCGGUGGCGUGGUGGAGUUGGAGAGGAUGAGCGGAGUAAGGGUGGUGGUUGUGGCUCUGAGAACAAUCACUCGUGGUUGCUCGCUGAUGUUCGCGCCGACUCGUUGAAUUCGUCGUUCAGGUUCAGCUUUGGCGGCCAGGCGGAGGCGGCGGCGGUGCUGCUUUUGGUGAGCCCGGAGGGUGGUGGAGUUGAGGAUGAGGGCACGAGGGUGGAUUCGGUGGAGCGGAGUAUCUCGCCUGUUGCUGGGUCGCUGGCGCGGUUCUGUUUCUCCGAGAUGCGCGCUGCCACUCAUGAUUUCUCCAGAGGGAGGGAGUUGGGGAGAGGGGCGCUGAGCAGGGUGUACAGAGGGAGGAUUGGCAUGAGGGCAGUGGCGAUCAAGAGAGUGGAAGCGAGGGGGAAAGAGAGCAGCAGGGCCUUUUGCCGAGAGCUGAUGAUCGCCAGCGCAUUGUGUCAUCCAAAUGUAGUUCCCCUCAUUGGCUUCUGUGUAGAUCCUCAAGGUCUCUUCCUUGUCUACAAAUAUGUCUCUGGGGGAAGCCUUGAUCGUCAUCUCCAUCUCAAUGAUAGCAAGGGAAGAUAUAAGAAGAAAAAGGUAAAAGUGUUAACUUGGGAGGUGAGGUACAAUGUGGCAAUUGGGGUGGCUCGGGCUGUGGAGCACCUCCAUUAUGGUACUGAUAAGUGUGUGAUUCAUAGAGACAUCAAGCCUUCCAACAUCCUCCUCUCUUCUAAUCGAACUCCCAAGCUCUGUGAUUUCGGGUUGGCAACCUGGAUCCAUGGACCUUCAUUGCCUUUCCUUUGCAAGUCAGUCAAAGGUACUUUCGGGUACUUGGCGCCUGAGUAUUUUCAACAUGGUAAGCUAUCUGACAAGACUGAUAUUUAUGCACUGGGGGUGGUUCUCUUGGAACUGAUAACCGGACGGAAAGCGAUUGACCAGACUAGACCUCAGGGAGAUGAGAACUUAGUCUUGUGGGCAAAGCCAUAUCUGCAGCAAGGUGCAGAAGCUAUUAGUAAGCUGGUUGAUCCGAGAUUGAAACCUAGCUCGCGCCGCUGGAAUGAAAUGAGCCGCGUGCUUCAAACUGCAACAGCUUGUCUAAGCAAUGACGAGUCAGCAAGGCCGAGUAUUGACAAGGUCAUUUCAAUGUUACAAGGCGACGAAACUUGCAACGACUGGUCUGAAUUCACGAAGAAAAGUCUCCUCUCUGGUUAUGGUUCUCAGUCCCAUAAUUCUUCGGAAAAGUUCGACAUGAGAAGCCAUGUAGCUCUUGCCAUGCUCGGGGUCUCCGACACCGAAGAAGACGAUCUUUAUGGUCGAUAAAUUACCGAUUUUUGGCUGCCAUUUUUCUUUCAUAUACUAAUGCUAAUGUUGUACUUGUACAUAAGAAAUAGGGAAAGCAUUGUUGUGGAUCAAACUAGUCAGCUUAUGCUCUGUAAAUGCUUGUUUUUGGCCUUC